Messenger RNA from Pogonomyrmex barbatus (red harvester ant), 384 nucleotides. RefSeq lists its product as uncharacterized. The record is from RefSeq and is a predicted model, not a curated record. NCBI's taxonomy places the organism in Eukaryota, Metazoa, Arthropoda, Insecta, Hymenoptera, Formicidae.
CCGCUGAUGAAAUUAAAUAAAAGAAGAAAUUCUUUCCGAUUUUAUGAACAAAUGAAGUUUCUGGACGACGACUUGCGAAAGUCUGCGACGUAUACUAGUUUACCAACAAACAUUAUAAACAACAAUAACGAUAAUGAAAUUGAAGCCAUUGAGUCUGAAUCAACAUGCAGUAACAUUUUGAAUUCGAGUCCUAUGAAAAGUACUAAUUCGGAGUCAAAUAAAAUUGACAAAUCGAACAAAAUGAAUGAAGAAUUUAAUGAAGCUGUUAUUGCAACAUUACGAGACAAUAAACAACCUGAUGAAAUUGACGGAUUUGUACUGUUAUUAGGAGAAGGAUUAAGAAAAUUGCCAUAUAGAGAACGAACAAAAUUACAACUAAAUUGA